Messenger RNA from Frankliniella occidentalis (western flower thrips), 2276 nucleotides. RefSeq names its product cytoplasmic polyadenylation element-binding protein 1-B. Gene Ontology annotation, biological process: negative regulation of cytoplasmic translation. NCBI's taxonomy places the organism in Eukaryota, Metazoa, Arthropoda, Insecta, Thysanoptera, Thripidae. The record is from RefSeq and is a predicted model, not a curated record. Gene Ontology annotation, molecular function: translation factor activity, RNA binding; ribosome binding; mRNA 3'-UTR binding. The transcript is spliced from 6 exons. Gene Ontology annotation, cellular component: synapse; cytoplasm; neuron projection. The coding region runs from base 557 to 1609 and encodes 350 amino acids.
GGGUCGGACACAUAUAGUAACUCAGCACACCAUGUCGCCGAAUCGCAUACAUGAACGCAUAGAGAACGCUUGUGCCUAGGACGCCGAGGGGGGUGGGCUAGGCAAUCUUCCGGUCUAUCACGUUGCGAUUUCGACCGUAAGCUCGUGGGUUGCGACGGUUCCGUUCAGCUGUUCUUGCAGUUCACAGCGUUGCCAGAUUUGGCUGGACGCCCUGGAGGCUCGCGCGCACUAACCUAUCACUCUAUUGUUGUCUUUUGUUUGGGUGAAUGUCGGUGAAAAUUCGAAACGUCACCUCAUUCUCUGCGCCAGCGGUGAGCGAUCUUGUGUCUAUUGGUCAAGAAAGCGGUCCAUCACAGCCAAACGGCCGCCGAGCGCGAAUCUGGCAACGCUGUGAACUGCAAGAACAGCUGAACGAGAACCGUCGCAACGUCGCUGCCGCAAUUCCUCCCCGCAUGCAUACCCGGAGUCGGUUCGGUGACGGUUGUCCGGUUGUCCCAAUCUCUACCAACAAGGUCUACCAAAUUGGACAUUAUAGCGGUUGCUUGAAGAUUUUGCAAUGGCUGCUGAUCAAGCUGCAUUUUCAGUGCAGUCUCCAUGGAGCCCAGGGUCCUUGCCCAACUCCAUGUCCAGCUCUGUACCUAGCUCCCCUUUUUGUAUGUCUAGCCCAUUGCGAGGCCCAGGGCCCUUGACCAUCCCUAGCACUCCUCCCGCUCCUCCCUCUCCAAGCUCUAGCCUCUUGAGUAGAAUGAACUUUAGCUUGAGCUUGGACCAGCACAGGACCCAAUGCUUAAAUGGAGGCGCUGAUUGUGAUGCUACUUGCACAUGGAGUAAAACUCUACCUCCCAAGUCCUUUGAGGUGCCCAGCUUUUCAGUCAAGGUUUUUCUUGGAGGAGUUCCUUGGGACAUAACUGAACCCAUGCUUGCACAUGAACUUAGACAGUUUGGAAUGGUCCGUGUGGAACGGACUGUUAGCAAACAGCCUGGUCUGCCUCCGCCUAAAGGGUACGCGUACAUCAUCAUGGGGUGUGAAAAGCAGGUUGUAGCAUUGCUUAAGUCUUGUCGAUUCAACUGUGGAGGAGGGAGCUGGUACUUCAAAAUGUCAUCUAAGACGAUGAAAGCUAAAGAUGUUCAAGUCAUUCCUUGGAUGACAAGUGACUCAAAUUGGGUAUGCAGCCCCCGUCAAAAACUGGACCCAGAAAAGACUGUCUUUGUUGGUGGUUUACAUGGCACGUGGAGUGCAAGUGUGUUGGCUACAGUUAUGAAUAAUCUAUUUGAUGGUGUUGUGUUUGUAGGAAUUUUCACUGACAAAUUUAAGUAUCCAAUUGGAUCUGCUCGAGUGACAUUCAACAACAAACAAUCUUUCUCCAAAGCUAUUAAUUCCCGCUUUGUCACAAUCAAAAUAAACCAGUUUGCUAAGGAAGUGGAGCUUCUCCCUUAUCUUCAAGACUCUCCAUGCGUUGUGUGUAUGGUUAAGCUUGGCCCAUACUUCUGUAGAGAAUCACCAUGUUUUGGGUAUUUCUGCCGUUCCUGCUGGCAAUGCUUCCAUGCUCAGGGGAAGCGUGCAUCUCACAAACAUCUGACACGCUCCACCAAGAGUGUUCUGUCGUAGACGUGCCUGCAGUGACCUCAAUAGAUUGCCUUUGUACAUGGUCUGCAGCCAUUUCAUGUGAAAUUUUGUUUUUGUUUUUGAAAGUUUUCAUUAAUUAUCAUUCUACAGAUGGUGCCUGUAUUGUAUAAUCCUAGAAGAAUUUUAAGUCUGUCAGUAAUUUUAUGACUAUGUCCGACCUUGUUUCUUUUUAUUCCAUCACAUCAUUGCUUUUGCAGCCUUGCAGUGUUAGACAAAAUCUCUUUUAGUAGGUUUUCCUUUUCAGUUUUACUUGACAAAGCUGGUUUCUUAAAUAUAACUUUACCUCAGUGAAGCUACGAAAAGGUUAAUAUCAAGUAGAAUUUAUUUUCUAAUUUUAAGAUGUGUGAAUCAUGGGAAAUCCUUUGGCAGCGAACAGUUUGAAGCUUGCUGUGUUUUAAGCGUACUUUGUUUACCUUUUCUUUUUGUUUUCUGUUUUUAUAUCUAAGGGAAGUGUCAAAUUCCUUACUGGCAUUAACUUUUUCUCAUGUCUGUCGGGUAAGUGUUACCAAAAAAUCAAGCAAACGUAAUUGUGAGAAUUUGUCAUAUCUUUUUAUUAUUGUUUAUUAUUAUUUUAAAUAGAACAAAAGAUAAUUUUGCUUUGAUAAAUGUCUAUAAUCAUGUUUUCAAGAAAUCUUUUUUGUUUAUUGGA